Messenger RNA from Sus scrofa (pig), 4512 nucleotides. It is a transcript of the gene TEKTL1, whose product is annotated as coiled-coil domain containing 105. NCBI's taxonomy places the organism in Eukaryota, Metazoa, Chordata, Mammalia, Artiodactyla, Suidae. The record is from RefSeq and is a predicted model, not a curated record.
AACUUAAAAAAAGAAUGCUGCCAGUAGCAAUGGAGGGAAAAAAAUGAUUACAUUAGGGAUAAGUUUUGAAGGUAGGACAAGCAAAUUUUGUUACUGGAUUGGAUGUGGACAUGAAAAAAUUGUUUCCUAAGUUUCUAACAUGAGCAACUAAGAUGAAUGUGGGCCAACUAUCAAGUCAAGGAACAUUAUCAUAGGGUAAAAAAAUCAGGGAGAUUAAUCAAAAGUGUGGUUUGGGGCCUGCUGAGUUUGAAGUGCCUAGCAACGGACCUUGUAAAGAUACCACCACUAGAAGGAAAUAAACAGGGUCAUGUGAUGGAGAAUUAUGGGGAGGAAUUGAGAGAAAUUGUCUCUUUUUCUUCCAGAAUCUGACCUACUUCCUAUGUUGAAGGAAUUCUACAUCAUAUGUUGGCAGGAAACAAAGAUUUUCUCCUGCCAUAGAAACAGGAAGUUCAGACAAGACUCACCUUCCUAGCUUCCCUUGCAGCCCAGGCAUGCCAUGUAAUACAGGUUCAGGCAAUUAAACACAGCCACCUUGGACCCUGGGAACUAAGGAGGCAAAAAAGCAGGUACUAUAGAGAACUAAUUCAGUUGCUGGCCACAGUAUCGGAGACAUUUCUAGGGACAACCUACUGGCAGUUGAGAGUUCUGCAAGGGUAGCCAUGUUGUCCUCAAGAGUCACUGUGUAUCUGUAUUUUGGACUGUGAUUUUGACUGUGAUGCCAUCUUUUUCCUUUUCUGUGAUUUGCACUGAAAAUUCUGAGUGGUGAGACAGAGUGGGCCUUAGAAAUGGUGCUAAAGAAAGAUCCCCUUGAGGAUGGUGAUCUUUAAACUGGGCUCUGAAGAUUGAAAAGGAGCCAGCAAUGGGAAGGACAUAGAAAGGAGUAUGCCAUACAGAAGGAAGAACAAAUCUAAAGCUUUGAGGUGGGAAAGAGUUUCACAUGUCCUCAGAGCUGGAAGAAAGCUGGUGUUGCUGGAGGGUAAGAAGCAACAGUGAGAGGGGGCUUGAUAAGGCUGGUUUUGUUAAGGAGCCAGGAUUCCAAGCUACCUCUGCCUAGUUUCAAAGCACAGACUCCAUCCAAUCCCUCCCUGUGGCCUUUCCCCUCCCCCACUUUUGGAACUCACCUGCACUGUUGCCACUGUCGUCAUGGUGAUGACUGCUCUGUUUCACUCACUCUUCAGGCCAGGAAGGAGUUGCGUGUUCAUUGGGGUAGGGUCGCUGUUCCUCCUCUAGAUAAUCUUGGGCCAGGCCAGGACACUAAGCAGGGACCAUGCCCCCAGUUGAGCAUAGCCCGGACGUGCGUGUUGGCCCUCCAGCAUGGCGCGAGGCUGCCAAAGCCAUUAUACAGAAGGCACACCAGCUGAACGAUCGCUGCGGACAGGAGGCAGUGACCAUGUGGCAACCCAAGGACAGCGUGCAGGACCCUCACAUGGCGCGCCACCUCUGCCGGGCAGCCUACAUUCUGCCCUGGCGCUUCCGCGUGGAAAUGCUCAAAGGUGGUGGCACCAUGGAGCAGCCACCGCCAGGCGAGGGCGUUACUUUGUGGAAGAACAAGAUGAAGCCCCCUGCCUGGCACGCCCGCCUACCACUGCCCAUGCACCGCGACGCGCGAGCCCUACAGACGGCAGAGGUGGUGCACGCGCACGCUCGGGGGGCGCGCCUCACCGCAGCCCGCCUCGGCCGUGCGCAGCAGCAGAUCAAUGGGCAGAUGCGGCUGCUGCAGCGUCAGCGAGAGGCUACCGACCACAGGCUCAGCGAAGUGCGCAAGGGACUGCUUAUUAAUCAGCAGAGCGUCAAACUGCGGGGCUACCGGCCCAAGUCUGAGAAGAUCCCUGACAAAGCUGACACUAUGCUUACCUGGGAAAAAGAGGAGCUAAAGAGUAUGAAGAGGAAGAUGGAGAAAGAUAUGGAAAAAUCAGAGGCCCUGCUCAAGACCCUGGCCUCCUGCCGUGAAACUCUGAUCUUCUGCUGUGAGGAGAGGCUCCAAGCUGUGGAGUUAAUGAACCAGCCACUGGACAAGGUUCUAGAGCAGGCCUGCCGCCACUCUUGGGUGAACCUCUCCAGAGUUCCCACCCCUCGCACUCAGGGCUUGAAAACUCCACCUCCAGACCCUGUGGGCACCUAUACUCCAGAGUGCGCCACUGCACUGUAUGAAGCCAAGCAACUGCUGAUGGAGUCCAAGGACACUUUGCUAGAUAUGGCAAAGAACGAGGAGGACAUCCGGGAACAACAACAGCAGAUAAGCGAUCGCGUGUGCGCCUCGAUAGCACAAAAAAUGCGUGAGACUUUGGAGCUGAAGGAUAAAAUGAACAUGACCUUAGGACUAAUGAGGAGAACUAUCCACCGGUGCACGAAAUUCAACCAGGAGAUGUACAUCACCCACGGCCUCACCAAGGGUCCUCUGUCUAAAACUCACCUGGAGACUCGAGAGAAACUGGACAGACCUCUGGUUCGUGUAUACCAGAGACACGUGGGCACCCAACUCCCAGAAGCCACGCGCCUUGCCCAGGGCACUGACAAGCUGCAGCGCCACAUCUCCCUUGCGGAAAAGAAUCUGAAGGAGCUCCUCGCUGCGCGCAAGAACCUCACCUGGAGCCUGAACUGCAAGAAGAUUGGGCAUGAAGUGGACGACAACGUGGUGCGCCUGCGCCUCCGCCAACGGCACCCACAAGUGUGCUACGAGCAAGCGCAACGCCUAGUCAGCGACUGGGACCCACGCACGCCGCCGCGCUGGGAGUCCAGCGCCGCAGCCAAGUGACAGGAGCACCCCUGCCCCUAGCGGGCCACAGCCCAGUGGCCCUCUCUAUCUCCUGAUCCACUCUCCUUUGAGCGCCCUCUAGCAGAAUUAUAACUAAAAAUAACAAUAAUUACCAUUUAUUAGGCAUCGACUGUGUAUCACUUAUCAUAAAACACCUUAUAGGCAGUGUAUCUUGGAAGUUAAUAGUAUGGGUUUAGCCACCAUAUUUCUGGGGUUCAAAUACUGGCUCCCUAAUUUAAAAUUGUGUGGCUUUAGGCAAGUCACUGUUCCUCUCUGACCUCAGUGUCUCCAACCUUUAAACUGUAGAAUUACAGCAUUCACCUCAAAGCCUUGUCAUAAGAAUAGAUGAGUUAUACAUUAAAGGCCUGUAGAAUGGUGGCUGCAUAUAAAAUAUCCUCAACUGCAGGUGAAUUGUUAUUGCCACUUUACAGUUAAGGAAAGUACAUGAGGUUAAGCAGAUGCCCAAGGUUGUGCAGCCAGUAAGCAGAAGAGCUAGGAUUUUAAUACCUGACUUGAGCCCUAGCUCUAAGCUGAACUUGGAUUCUGCAUUUAUUGACGAAACACACGCAGGGAUACAGCUUCCUCUAGAGCUCUUUCUAAUGGAGGCUGUUUAUUUUCCCAAACCCCAAGUGGGCAGGGGGAGUUGUGCCCUCCCCUCCUCCCAUUGCCCUUUCCUCCAUUUACCUGGGGGAAGGGAUACUGCUCCUUCAAAAUUCACAGCCUCCUUCAUUCAUUUAUUAAGCUCCUAUAAAGUGCCAGGUUCUGAGCCAGGCUCUGAGAGUGCAGCAGUGAGCAAGGUUCACAUGGUCCCUGAUCUCAGGAAGCUCAUAAGUUGAUCAAGAACAGCUCUACUGUGGCCUCCUACAGGAAGCUCACCUGACUAAAGCCCACCAGACAUUUAGGCAUAGAUCGGUUUCUCCUCCCUGUUCUCUUGGACACCCUCCCAUCACAGAAUUCCUCACAGCAAGCUGUGAUAAUCAUCUUCUCUCAUAGGAAGAUUCCAGGGUGUGAUAUACAUAGAAUAAGAGGUGUCUAUUCAAGCCACAAAUAUUUCCCAAGCAACUGCUUCGUGCAAGAGUCUGUGUUAGGUGCUGGGGAUAUGUUGAGGAAUAAAACACGCAAGAUCAUGAAACUGACCAUGCACAUGCAAAGAAUUUCCCUCGCAAAUAUCUUUCUGGCAAAGUCACUGGACACAACCUAGCCCAGCCAACAUUUUACAGAGAAGGAAAUAAAGUUCAGGAAGGUAAAGUAUAUUAGCCCAGAGUCAUAGAGCCAGCAAGGGAUGAAGAAGGAUUUGAAUCUGGAUCUGAAUCCAUGUUCUCUCUUUUGCUCCACACCACAAGCAUCCAUGGGCUCACCAUUACAACUGAGUGGAGAUGGAGAAGAUUAUGCUCAUUGGGCAGGGAAAUACAUGGGGGCAGGGCGGGGGGUGCUGCAUGCCUAGGAUCGCAUUGCUGAGGAAUAUGUCUAGGAGUUGAAACCAGCAAUAUCUGACUCAGAGCCAUUGGACACCAGCACCAGCUCCCUUAUCUGAAGAAGGACUUAGCCUAGGGAUCAUCAGGGGCUCACUGUGGUUCUAAUUUCCCCAGGAAUGUUCUUCAAGGCACUUCCUCCUUGCACUUAUCCAACAGGAAGCAGAUAGCACACCCAAUUUGAAGAAAUUUUAACAAAGAAAUGACAGCUGAUGCCCAUUAUUUUUUUUACAGACAGCCUAUUUUAUUUUAUUUAUUUUUUUAUAAUUUUUUUAUUUUCCCACU